AUGGUGUUGAAAAGAUGUGAGGAGACAAAUUUAGUACUUAAUUGGGAAAAAUGUCAUUUCAUGGUCCAAGAAGGCAUAGUUCUCGGCCAUCGGAUUUCACGUAAAGGGAUAGAGGUUGACAAGGCAAAAAUCCAAGUCAUUGAGAAAUUACCUCCACCUACCUCAGUGAAAGGGAUAAGGAGUUUUUUGGGACAUGCCGGAUUUUAUAGGAGGUUUAUCAAGGACUUCUCGAAGAUCACAAAGCCACUUUGCUCCUUACUUGAGAAGAACACUCAAUUUGAUUUCUCUCAAGAGUGCCUCCAUUCUUUUAAUACUCUUAAAGAGAAACUCAUCACGACUCCUAUUAUUGUAGCUCCGGAUUGA
This is a messenger RNA of Olea europaea var. sylvestris, 363 nucleotides long. RefSeq lists its product as uncharacterized. NCBI's taxonomy places the organism in Eukaryota, Viridiplantae, Streptophyta, Magnoliopsida, Lamiales, Oleaceae. Bases 1 to 363 code for a protein of 120 amino acids. The transcript has a single exon. The record is from RefSeq and is a predicted model, not a curated record.